UCUCCUUCCUACAUCACAGCUACAGUAAUUCUGCAUUGAAUAGAUGUUGCUGUGUGAGAACAGAAAGAGAUUGCAGAGAUUUGUCUUUCUAGUGAUUAUUUCAAGUGUAUGGAUUCUAGAGGAAAAUAAUCAGCUUUGGGAGGUGUAGUUGUAGCUAAAAUCCAAACUUUUCUAGGCAAAGUGCAAGCGACAGGCAAGAGUUAAUCCCAGCUCCUUGCGUGACUUGCGUUCGUGUACACGAAGUUAUUAACGCCUGCCCCUGUGAAACAGUAACUGAGCCCAAGGAUAAAUCCCCGCCCUUAGUGUUACAGUGAACAUCUCCCCGAUGACUCAGCUUAUCUCAGAACAACAGUUCGCAUAGUUACAUCAAUCAGCCAACACUGAACAUAGCCAACUCACUCAGCAGCUAGCAGUCCUCUAUCUCCCAGUGUAACCAGAGGCAAGAAAAGUGAAUAGGAGAGAUGGGGGCUGCUGCGGUUUGGGUAAGACAAGGGGGGGUCUGCACUGAUGGGCUGCUGAUGCUAAGAAGGUCAUCAGUCUGUGGUACUGGUAUGGAAAGGAGAUGGGUGAGGCACUGAGUUGUAGUCACAGUAUGGGAGAGCCAAGUUUAUGACAGCAGUCAGACCUUUCUCGUGCUUGUACACACCUGAUUUUGAAGUCCAAAACCCAUUUCAACAUUUUAUAAUCAUCAAUCUCCUGACAUGAAUCCAGUUGCGUGCAAACUGAUAAACAUGUGAAACAGUAAAUCAAAAGGGCAAAAGUAUCAUUGCCAAGUGCUAUAUUUGAGCAGGUGGAUUGAAGCCUCAGAAGCUUUCAAACCACCCAGCUGGCUCUUGCACGGAUUUCUUUCCACCUUGCAACAUGCUGAUGGCAAUGCUUCUCCCCUUCUUGUGCUGCUUGAGUACUGCUGCUGCUGGGAAGUUGCUGGUGGUCCCGAUGGAUGGCAGUCACUGGCUCAGUAUGAAGGAAGUGCUGACUGAACUGAGAAGGAAAGGGCACGAAAUAGUUGUUGUAGCACCAGACAGCAAUAUCCUCAUAGAUUCUUCAGGGACUUUCACGAUGAAGACGUAUCCUGUACCAUACAAGCAGGAAGAGAUAGAAGAGAUUUUGCAUAGUUUUGGCAUGACCAGUUUCAGUGAACGGCCUUUUCUUACCAGAUUUUUGGAUACUUGGGAACAUUUUAGAAAGUCUUCUGCUAUGUUUCAAGCUUCCUGCAGUUCCUUACUGUACAAAAAAGAGCUGAUGAAAUUUCUGGAAGAAAGCAAAUUUGAUGCAGUCUUUACAGAUCCUCUGACACCCUGUGGACAAAUAGUUGCUCUGCAUUUGUCUAUUCCUACUGUUUUCUUCUUGCGGGGUAUUCCAUGUUCUAUAGAUACUUAUGCUGCCCAGAGCCCAAGCCCAGUGUCCUAUGUCCCACGAUGGUUCUCAUUCAGUACAGAUCAUAUGACAUUUCCUCAGAGAGUGAAGAACGUACUGAUAAGCAUUUCAGAGUAUUUUACCUGCAGUAUUGUCUUUUCACCGUUUGAAAGACUGGCCUCAGACUUUCUCCAAAAGCCUAUGACGUUGACACAGCUUCUAAGUCAUGGAUCUAUUUGGCUGAAGAGAACUGACUUUGCCUUUGACUAUCCCGCACCUGUGAUGCCCAGUAUGGUUUUCAUUGGAGGCAUAAACUGUGGAAGGAAGAAGCUGUUACCUCAGGUUAGUGAGUGACUGGGAAAUGUUCUGGUAGUCAUAUGCUUGCAUGGUCUGUGCCAGAUCUAAAGGCAUUUCAUAUGGACAUUACUUACCUACAGGUGUUAUU
Messenger RNA from Centrocercus urophasianus (Greater sage-grouse), 1801 nucleotides. Its product is annotated as UDP-glucuronosyltransferase 1A1-like. The record is from RefSeq and is a predicted model, not a curated record. The transcript has a single exon. Bases 862 to 1710 code for a protein of 282 amino acids. Lineage: Eukaryota; Metazoa; Chordata; Aves; Galliformes; Phasianidae. Gene Ontology annotation, molecular function: UDP-glycosyltransferase activity.